AUGUCACCAGAGAGGAUGCCUCAGCCUGAAGAGAUUACAAAAGCUGGUGCUAGUGAUAGUGAACCGUGCUUGGAUGAUAAGAUUAAGAACAAAGAUAGGGAUACAGAUGGUGUCAAAGAGGAGGUUAAAGAUUCAAAAGUUCAGUCGGAUGAUGAAGCAGCAGCAUCAUUGGGGUUGCAUAGGGUUACUGAAAGAAUGCUGAGCAAAAUAAAGGCCUCUAAGGAUAUUGAACGCAAGCAGAGAAAUGUUAUUUCGAAAUUGGCAUUAAAUAGUAAUGGUGAAGAAGAUGAGGAGGAAGAUGAUGAAGACGACGACGAUGAUGAUGAGGAUGGUGAGGAAGAAGAUCAUGGUGAUGACGAGAAUGCGAAUGGUGGUAAGAAUGAUAAUCUUGAAGCCACUAAAAAGAGAACCCUUGAGUUAAAGGCGUCAAAAGGUACAUCAUUAAAGAGAAAGAGAAUUCCACCAGCACUGGAUCUUUCAUCAUGUAGUAGUGGAUCUACUACGACACCGAAUAGUAAUUUGAGCACGGCAAUUCAUAGACAUCAUACCCAUCACGGCAGAGUAGAAAGUGCACCGCCGAACGUAUCGCGAUUUCCACGCUCGACAUUUACGGGCAGGCCCAUUGGUAAACCAAGAGUACAAUACCUGGGUAAAUCUAGACAGGCACCUCUAUUACCACAACAACAGGGUUAUAAGUUGAACACGCCCUUUGUGCCAAGAAUUCCCCUACCGCAAUGGCAGCAACAGUACUACCCUUACCCCUACGCGGCGACAACAGCUGCUCCUGCUCCGAUGCUACAGGCUUACCAACGGCCGUACAAUUACCCAGUACCACCAAGAUCUGCAAUUCCGGUACAGAUGCCCUACUAUCAGGAAUACCAGGGCUACACACCCUAUACUACUACACAACGCAAGAGACCCCAGCAGAUGACAACAGCUACAACGGCAGUAAAUGAUUCAGAAGAUCUGCGAAACCGGGAAUCAGAAGCAAAUCAAGAUCAAAAUCAAGAACAGCAAGAAACUGAAUACAAUCAAUUGACAGUAGAGGAUGAUACUACUGUUCCAUCUACGUCUGAUGAACUGAUGCAAGGUGAGAUUCGCAUUCAACGCGACGUCUUUAGCUUCGAAUUUCCAGGAAACUCACCUGCUAUAGAUAAAAAGAUGUUCAUGAGCAUCUGUGAUAAAGUCUGGGACGAAUCAAGAGAAACGUCAAGGGUAUAA
Molecule: messenger RNA, 1221 nt
Organism: Zygosaccharomyces rouxii
Lineage: Eukaryota; Fungi; Ascomycota; Saccharomycetes; Saccharomycetales; Saccharomycetaceae
Gene: DIG1
Product: Dig1p
Exons: 1
Coding region: 1-1221 (406 amino acids)
Source: RefSeq, a predicted model, not a curated record